This is a messenger RNA of Suillus paluster, 801 nucleotides long. RefSeq lists its product as uncharacterized. The record is from RefSeq and is a predicted model, not a curated record. NCBI's taxonomy places the organism in Eukaryota, Fungi, Basidiomycota, Agaricomycetes, Boletales, Suillaceae. The coding region runs from base 1 to 801 and encodes 266 amino acids. The transcript is spliced from 3 exons.
AUGAACUCAGUAAGCAUACAAGUACGAAGACUAAAUGCCAAGUUAAACAUCAGUGUCACAGAGCGGUUGAUGAAGGACUGGACCUCACCAAUUUAUGCAUUUUUCGAUCCUACUCCAACAAUCAAGACAAAGGGAGAUCAACGUGCACAUAGUUUCAAAUGCAUGGCGAAGGGAUGCCAAGUCAAGAUUCGGCGCUUCCUCGACAAGAAAGACGCCCGCUCCACCGGCAAUAUGUGCAAGCACAUCAGGAUUUGCUGGGGGGAUGAAGUACUGCAGGCAGCAGAUGAAGCGAGGAAUGCCGAAGAAGCGCAUAUGAAGAUAGUUGGGAACUUCCUGCGAAAUGGUUCAAUUACUACUGUGUUUGAACGCAAAGGUCAAGGCAAAGUGACUUACUCACAUUGCCAGCAUACACAGACCGAGACAAAAGCCGAGAUUGUACAUUGGGUCAGCGAAAAUCUGCGGCCAUUCAAGAUUGUUAAGGACCGGGGCUUUCAGUCAUUAAUGAAAACUGGAAGACCGGAAUACUACAUACCAUCUCCCUCCACAGUCUCGUGGGAUACCAGACUCGUCUUCGCCAAAACAAGGCAACAAAUAGCUAAAAUGUCAAGAGAAUAUGAUGGAAAACUCAACUUUUCAACUGACGGCUGGACGUCUCCGAACCACUGUGCAUAUGUUGCAUUGUUGAUGCAUCUGGAACAUAAGGGUAUCCCACUAUGCAUCCCAUUAGACAUUGUGGAGGUCCCAAAAGUGCGUGUACUCACUGUACAAAGUUUAAUGACUGGUCUGACCAACCAUGACUAG